UGUAAGGCUUCGGUAAAAAAUGUUUAUUGAAAGAGCAAACUUGCCCAUAAUUUUAACAUUUUAUCGAUGGUUUAUGUAAAACUACAAUUGACAUUAUGGCGAAGUGCGAGUGCUCUACUAAAAUAAUUCCCGCAGUUUGCGCAUGGACGCUCUUACUUGGCACGACCGGUGUAUUUAUCGCUUUUGUGUCUCCCUAUCUCUAUUCAAUUAGCAUUGGGCUUCCGAUAUAUGUUGGACUGACAGCAAUAUUUGUGAUAGCAAACUUUGGAUUAGCCACUUUUAUGGACCCUGGUGUUUAUCCUAAAGCACAUGAAGAUGAAGUAAAGGAUGAUGAUUUCCGAGCACCACUGUACAAGAAUGUUGAAAUCAAAGGCAUCACAGUUCGCAUGAAGUGGUGUGCCACAUGUCAGUUCUACCGGCCACCAAGAUGUUCUCACUGUAGUGUCUGCAACACCUGUAUUGAGACGUUUGACCAUCACUGUCCAUGGGUGAACAACUGUAUAGGACGGCGUAACUACCGCUACUUUUUCCAGUUUUUACUCUCCCUUAGCAUACUGAUGGUCUCACUGUUCGCUCUCAGUCUAUUCUACGUCCUCAAACAUAAGGACUCGCUUUCUACCAUUCCCAGCAUUGUCAGUAUUGUGACAAUGUGCAUCAUAGGACUGCUUAUCAUCCCGGUGGGAGGGCUGACAUGCUUUCAUGUUGUCCUAGUUUCCCGGGGUAGAACCACAAAUGAACAAGUCACUGGGAAAUUUAAAGGUGGUCAUAAUCCUUUCACUCGUGGCUGCUCACAAAACUGCAGAUAUGCUCUCUGUGGACCAGUAUGGCCAAAAUUAAAAUCAUAUGUAAGAAAAACUAGAACAAUUCAGUUAGAUUCCACAAAAGUGACAUAUAUAGCAGCAGAUAAAGAAGUCAAGGUGUAUGCUGAUACUAGUAACGGAGUCAAACGGAAUAUGAAAAAUGAUCGUGAUGGAAUGCGCCUCUCACUCGUCGAAGAUUACGAUGACAACGUGGAUGAUGAUGCCACUCCGUCUCAGGAUAGCAUAAGCCUGGACAUUGCCACGAACCAACAACAGCAAUCAGCUUCUUACACAAAUCUUUUUGACACUUCGCAGCCCACGCCGGUCGGUGCAUCAUACCAACAUAGCCGUGCGAGCCCACAUACUAGUCGCAGUAAACAGCAGCAGUAUGAUCGGUCACAGAGACAUAGAGACACCCCUUCUGCUCUCUCAGUCCCACAGAAGGAUCCCCCACUCGCAAUUCCUGAAGAUUUUUCACCAAUAAAAGGCUCAAAACCAAGAACAGUAAUGAAUAGCCCUGGAGUGGGUAGACCAAAUGUUUCCAAACCACCAACAGGGCAUACAAGGCCAAUUGACUUUGACAGGGGGCAGAGGGCAGGUCAAGGUCAAGAUGCUCCUUACACUAAUAAAUACAAUGGGUAUCCAGUGAGGAGUGCUAGUGAAGAAAGAUUCAGGGAUAGUGAUAACAAUUACAGUAAUCAUCCUACCUCCAGAGGGCAUAACAGAUACCCUGAUAAAAUGACACGGAGAUCCCAUGAAUAUUUAGACCAUAGGGGUCCACAGUACAACCAGAGGGGAACAAGCAAAACUAUGCCCAGCCAAGGUAGGCAUGUGACUAACGCUGCCAGUGGGCAGCAGUAUUCAGACGCUGCUGAAAGUGAUGAUGCAGACUACAAACGGCCAAUGUCAUUUGUAAAAGCACUAGAAAUGAGCGAAGUUAUGCUCUCAGCUCGUGGUAAAGACUUCAGUGCUCCACAACAAAACUCGCAGCAACACAUUUCACAACAAGUCACAAAAGAAGAGAAAAAGAAAAGUGUGUAUGACUCUUCAUAUGAGAUUUCUGUUUAAUGGUUUUGUUAGCUCGUAAAUUUUAUGAAUAUAAACAAACAGGAGGUCUUGUGAUAGCCUUGUUGUCAUUAAUGUUGUUGUGCAAAAACUGCAAUCUUGGCCAUUACUCAAAAGCUAUUAAAGAUACUUAAAUGAAACUUGGUACACGUGUUGAGAAAUACAAUACACAUAUGUGAAGCAAGGCCCUUAAAUCCACCUUUGACCCCAUUUUCGACUGAAAAAAAGAACAACAGACUAGCAUUUGUGUUUGCUCCGCGACACUUUUGUUUGUCUUUUGUUAAUUUUCUAUGAGUCAUCAGCUUACUUCAAUGUCAUCAGAAUUCCUUUCUUUGUUUGUAAUAAUGUAUGUUUUAUUUAUCAUUCAUUAUCAUAUAUAUAUUUAAUAAUAAGAGUUCGAAGAAUAUUUUCAUAGCUUAAACAUUUUGACUGCCAUGAUUCAGAUGAAAGUAAAUUGUGAAUGUUUGCAUAAUUUAGAUUGAAUAUUUCAAAAUUAUCAUUCUUAUUUUCUGCCUUGGCACAGGGGCCAUUGUCAUACCAACCUGCAAGUUUGUAUGAAUGUUACCUACUUUAUAAUAAUUAUUGCCUGUUAUAUUGGCUUUUCUUGGAUUUGUAUUGUACUAAAUGUCAAAAGAAACAUUGGUGCAUCACAGUUAUUUUGACAAAAUAUUUGCCAAUUGGGACAACUUGGCCAUUUUCCACCGAAAACAGCCUCGGAUGUAUAUGGACGGUUUACAAUGUCAGAAUUCUUUACAUUUAACUACGCUGCAAGUAGAUUGUAAAGUAAUUUCAACUUAGCAGUUAAACUUAAGGACUUUACCCUUAGGAAUAUUAUUUAUGCAAUAAUACGUAUCACUGUGAAACAAUUAUGACAAAAUUGCUUCAAUUAAUUAAUAUUAUUAUUAUGCCCCCCUUCGAAGAAGAGGGGUAUAUUGCUUUGCACAGGCAUGUCGGUCAGUCGGUCGGUCCGUCGGUAGACCAAAGCUUGUCCGAGUGAUAACUCAACAAUUCCUGGACGUAUGGUCAUAAAACUUCACAUGAAGGUUGGGCCUGACCAGUAGAUGAACCCUAUUGAUUUUGGGGGUCAUCGGGUCAAAGGUCAAGGUCACAGUGACCUUUAAUGGUAUUUUUUUUUUAAAGCUUGUCCGAGUGAUAACUCAACAAUGCCUGCACCCAUGGCCCUCAAACUUGACAUGGAGGUUGGGCCUGACCAGUAGAUGACCCCUAUUGUUUUUGGGGAUCAUCAGGCUAAAGGUCAAGGUCACAGUGACCUUGAAUGGUAAAAGGUUGUCCGAGUGAUAACGUGACAAUGCCUGCACCCAUGGCCCUCACACUUGACUUGGAGGUUGGGCCUGACGAGUAGCUGACCCCUAUUGUUUUUUGGGCUCAAUGGGUCAAAGGUCAAGGUCACAGUGACCUUCAAUGGUAAAAGGUUGUUCGAGUGAUAACUCAACAAUGCCUGCACCCAUGGCCCUCAAACUUGACUUGGAGGUUGGGCCUGACCAGUCAAUGACCCCUAUUGUUUUUGGGGGUCAUUGGGCCAAAGGUCAAGGUCACAGUGACCUUGAAUGGUAAAAGGUUGUCCGAUUGAUAACUCAACAAUGCCUGCACCCAUGGCCCUCAAACUUGACUUGGAGAAUUGGCCUGACCGGAAGAUGACCCCUAUGGUUUUGGGGGUCAUCUGGUCAAAGGUCAAGGUCACAGUGACCUGGAAUGGUAAAAGGUUGUCCGAGUGAUAACUCAACAAUGCCUGCACCCAUGACCCUCAAACUUGACUUGGAGGUUGGGCCUGGCCAGAAGAUGGUCCCGAUUGAUUUAAGGGGUCAUUGGGCCAAAGGUCAAGGUCACAGUGACCUGGAUAGUAAAAGGUUGUCCGAGUGAUAACUUGACAAUGACUGCACCCAUGGCCUUUAAACUUGAUUUGGAGGUUGAGCCUGGCCAGAAGAUUGUCCCUAUUAAUUUUAGGGGUCAUUGGGCCAAAGGUCAAGGUCACAGUGACCUUGAAUGAUAAAAGGUUGUCCAAGUGAUAACUCAACAAUGCCUGUAUCCAUGGCCCUUAAACUUGACAUGGAGGUUGGGCCUGACCAGUAGAUGACCCCUAUUGAUUUUAGGGGUCAAAGGUCAUGGUCACAGUGAUCUUGAAAGCAAACUCGACAAUUCUUGAACCUAUGGUCAUCAAACUUGACAUGAAGGUUAGGCCUGCCCAGUAGAUGACCCCUAUUGACUUUGGGGGUCAUCAGGCCAAGGUCAAUGUCACAGUAACCUUUAAGCAAAAAGUUAUCAAAUCUUCCCCCACUGAUAUCUUAACAAUGCCUGAACCUAUGAUCAUUAAAUUUGACAUGGAUGUUAAGCCUGACCAGUAGAUCACCCUUAUUGAUUUUAGGAUUCAUAGAGCCAAAGGUCAAGGUCACAGUGAUCUUGAAUGGUAAAGGUUGUUCGAGUGAUAACUCAACAAUGCCUGAACCCAUGGCCUUCAAACUUGAAUUGGAGUUGCAUCUGACUUGUAGAUGACCCCUUAUGAUUUAAGGGGUCAUCGGGUCAAAGGUCAAGGUCACAGUGACCUUGAAUGAAAAAAACUUGUCUUGUGAUAACUUGACAAUGCCUGCACCCAUGGCCCUCAAACUUGACAUUUAGGUUUCAGGUGACCAGCUGAUGACUCUGGAUUUUGAGUUCAUAGAGUCAAAGGUCAUGACGGUCAUAUCACACUUUAUCCUCACACUUUAAUGGUCAUAAUCUUAAAACAGCAACAAAACAGCUGUCAUUUCGGUCCAUGCAUAUUUCAUUCAAUUGUCCAUAUAAUCCUGACAACAUGGCGCUCAGGGGGGGCAUAAUGUUUGACAAACAUCUCUUGUUAUUAUUAAAUUUAGGAACCUUUUCUACUAAUGCACCGGCAUACAUUCAAGGUUGUUUUUGAUGGAAAUCAGGUGAGGUGCUCGGAUUGAAUAUUUGCAUACUUUGUAAUAAUUAUAGUCUGCCAAAAGGGAGCUUUUUUGUUUUGGGGCAGCUUGUCCCUGUGGUUCUAAGCUUUUGGAGUAUACUCUUUAUUCAAAGUUCACACUUGAAAGAGUUUUGUUCUGAGAAAAAAAAAAUACUUGUAAAAGUUUUUGGUUUUCGUCCAAGUAUAUGGUGCUUCUACGUUAUUUUUUGUAACAUCUCAGCUUUUGAGAUUCAAUUUCCUAUUUUCAUCAAGGACAUGCUAGUUUGUGUCUAUAUUACCAAGCCUUCCAGUGUACUUGUUCUGGGUAUACAUUUGUUCUUGCAAUUAUUUAACUUUCAUUUUCCAUUUUCAAAAUUAAAUUCUAUUUGGUUUAGUUUUUGGAUAUGUUUUUUUUUUCAUUAAUUUGUGGCAUAAUGUCUAAAUGAAAUGAUAAAAUAAUUGCUUUAAAUCAGCUUUUAACAGGCACACCAUCCAAAACUGAUUACUCUAUGUCAAAGUCAAAAUGAACGUAUUUUAGACACUUGUUGUUGUUUACGGGAGUGGGAUUUGUAAAAAUAGUAACUUCUUAACUGGAAAUUUAAACCGAAAUGUUUUUGUAUCUUCGUUUUCUACUGGAUAUCUAGUCAGAUACUUAGUUGUUACCAUUCUGUUGACACAGCUUAGGUUAACCUUUCUCCCUUUACCAUUCAAAUGACAUGACUUAGUGUAAAUUAUAUGCUGUUACCGUUUAAAUGACAUGGCUUCGUUUUACCCACAUCUCCUUUUUUCUUUUUACUAUAAGAUAAAUUAGUGAAUUUUCAACUUGUGUUUAACAUUCAACUUACGGCAUAUUCACUGACCGAGAAAUCUGUCUGCAUUUUGUAAGUUUAAUGUUAUGACUAUAACCUAUAUCCUCAUAAAUCAUUCCACAGGAGUUCAUAUAAGUUCUGUGUUUGUUGACUAUGCUUUUUGUAUGGAUUUGCAAAAUUGUAAUGUAUUUUCUUGUCAUAGUUUCAGGGAACAUCCAUCUAUUCAAGUUUGGAUUUUUUGUACAAUAAUAAAAUUUCGUUGCUUGAUAGGUUCGUACUGAGCCGUGGAAAUUUCUAUUCUAAAACGUGAAGUACAAAAAAAAUGUGAUUGUUUGCUUCGAUUUCAGUUUAGUGCUGGUAAAUGUUUUUUAAUUGUUUAAAUAAAUAUAAAUGCACAAGUAAGUUACUUGUGUCAGAGCUGUUCAGCUGGAUCUACAAUAUACUUUAAUAAUGCUGAGUAAAUGACCUAUUUCUUGUAAAGCACCAUUAGCCUUUCUUUUCAUAUAAAUUAUAUUUUUAUAUUUUUUUGCAAUUUAGCUUGUCCAUAUUUCUAAAAACAAACCUGAAGGUAUUGUGAUAGCCUUGGCGUUGGCGUGAUGCUGUCAUGUUAUAUUUUGUAUAUAAUCGAUGUAGUGUUUGCCUGUCCCUUUGAUUUACAGUGUAGGUCUGUUCAAUGACAGUAAAAGUGUCAGUCUGUUUAAUGACAGUUAUAGUGACAGUCUGUUCAAUGACAGUUAGUGUAGGUCUGUUUAAUGACAGUUACAGUGUCGGUCUGUUUAAUGACAGUUACAGUGUCAGUCUGUUUAAUGACAGUUAUAGUGUUAGUCUGUUCAAUGACAGUUACAGUGUCGGUCUGUUUAAUGACAGUAACAGUGUCAGUCUGUUUAAUGACAGUUACAGUGUCGGUCUGUUUAAUGACAGUUACAGUGUCAGUCUGUUUAAUGACAGUUACAGUGUCGGUCUGUUUAAUGACAGUUACAGUGUCGGUCUGUUUAAUGACAGUUACAGUGUCGGUCUGUUUAAUGACAGUUACAGUGUCAGUCUGUUUAAUGACAGUUACAGUGUCAGUCUGUUUAAUGACAGUUACAGACUUGGCUGUGUUCACUCGAGUCUAUUCUAUUCACAGUAGGUUCUUAAGUUUCAGUAAUACUAGUAUGUGCUUGACUGAGUACUGACAAUCUUAUCACUGAAUGUAAGACAAACUAUUAUAGUAUCAAGUAUUUCUGCUUGAUAUUACAAUAGUGUCACAAAUUCUAUCCAAAAACUUACUUACAAAUUUAAAAUUAUUUGUAUUAUGUAUCUAUUCUCAGAAUUUGUCAAAUUAUACUACAGUGAAACUGCGGUCGUUUUAACAGGUGGUCGUUCGAGAACAGGCGGUCCCUUGAGGUCGUAGCUUAGUCCCAAACACUUUUCCUUCUAUUUUCAUAUAAAAUAUACCAACGCUGCAUCGAAACCUAAAUAAGUCAAGCACAAAUGCUUGUCCCAAAUAAACAAAUUAUGCACAAAACCUUAUCACUCCCUCAAGGUCAUAAUUCUACACUUUUUUCGCGAACACAUGUUUCAAAAUAAACAAACAAUGGCUACGUGUUAAAACUUUCACAAGUUGUAAGAAUUGCAAUGACAGUUGAAAGGAAGUUUGAUAAAGUAUGAAAAACCGUUUAUCUAUGUUUAUUAAUGACCACUAUUAGUUGAUAACGGCAUUUGAGAAGAUAAUUAUGAUUAUAAUAUCCACCAUAUUUCAAUGUUACUGAAAAUGUGCUUUUCUUAAAACUAAACUUUACUAUAUAUUCAUUUUUUGUUUUACUUUUACGGUAUAUGUUAGCCUUUCAACAGAUGAUUGAUUUCCACAAUGCAAUACAUAAUCGGUGUCGGAUGUAAUUUGGUUUGAAGACUUUAAACUUAAAAUACACUGAUAGACAACUCAUAACAGACUGGGAAAUUGAAUCAUGGGUCGUUCAAAACAUCAGUUCCUUCGAGGUUUUAGCUCGGACCCUUGCGUCCUCAAGUGAUUGCAGUUUUACUGUAUAAUAAUAAUUUGAAAAUGAUAAUUGAUAGGUUUGUUGAGUCAUAGUCUGUUAAUGUAUUUAACAAAAUGUAUUUAUAAUAGCUGAAAUGAAAUUAACUUACCAAUACCUUUUUUGAAUGAGAAAUUGUGGGUCAUUUUGUUGUAUAUAAUGCCUAGGAUAGGGUAAUGGCUUAGGAAGAGGUGACGAUUCAUUAUUUGAGUAACGUUUUGUUUCCAUUUUUUUUUUUCAUUUCUUAGAUAAAAGUAGCAGUUUUAUAGGCCUAGGUGUAAUAGGUAGUUUUUGUUUCAUGUAAAUGUUUAUCUUGCAUUGACAAUUCAGUUUCUUUGCUUUUAUAAAAAUGUUAUGUUAAUGUUUGAUUUUAUUAUGAAACACAUUUAAUAAUGUAAGUCUCACUUUGUGAUUAGUUACUCCAUGGUAAUAUGCCGUUGUCAUGUGACUUCUCUGAUCCUAUUGUACACCUUGUAUUUAAAACUGCUAAGUGUAUGUAUUGGUUAUAGAGCUUAUUCCAUUUCGUAUUUGUGUUAGUAAAUUGUAAACUCAUUUGUCAAUUAAUUGCAUUUUAACCAUUGAUUGUAAAUACUUUAAUUUCAAAACAUAUUUUUUUUAUUUAAAUAAUGUUGUAUUUUAAAUGUAUUUUGUUUUAAAUGUAUUUUUAAAGAAUAAAAAUAAAUGUGAUAACUAUAACUAUA
This is a messenger RNA of Mya arenaria, 8307 nucleotides long. Its product is annotated as palmitoyltransferase ZDHHC8B-like. Bases 96 to 1868 code for a protein of 590 amino acids. Gene Ontology annotation, molecular function: palmitoyltransferase activity. The record is from RefSeq and is a predicted model, not a curated record. The transcript is spliced from 8 exons. NCBI's taxonomy places the organism in Eukaryota, Metazoa, Mollusca, Bivalvia, Myida, Myidae. Gene Ontology annotation, biological process: protein palmitoylation.